Cornus florida is the source of this 1482-nucleotide messenger RNA. Its product is annotated as SAGA-associated factor 29 homolog A. The record is from RefSeq and is a predicted model, not a curated record. The transcript has 9 exons. Bases 271 to 1068 code for a protein of 265 amino acids. Gene Ontology annotation, cellular component: SAGA complex. Lineage: Eukaryota; Viridiplantae; Streptophyta; Magnoliopsida; Cornales; Cornaceae.
CGAUAGAUUCCCCUAUUACUACCAUAUUAAACAACAAAUAAAUAUAAUAAAAUAAAAAUCCUUCCCUUCUUCGCAGACCCAAAGUUUCCAGAAAAUCGCACUGAAAAUUCUCAGGCCAUCGAAUUGAUUAAUCAAGCCCUCUCUUUCUCCAUCCGAUCCCUCUGUUAUCGCUUCAAAAGCUCGAAUAAAUGAUCAGACACUAGCCGUAUUGUCGGAACUUCCAGAAGCUUCUAGAAACAUCCGUCGACACGAUCUCCGAGGAAGCGAAGAAUGUCGUCGCCCGACAUCCCCGGAAUCUUAGAGAACUCGAGGGAGCUCGAUCGGUUGAGGAAAGAGCAGGAGGAUGUGCUCCUCGAGAUCAAUAAGAUACACAAGAAGCUGCAAUCCACUCCUGAGGUGGUUGAGAAACUUGGUGAAAAUUCAUUAUCGAGGCUUAAGAUUUUAUACACUCAAGCUAAAGACUAUUCAGAAAGUGAAGUGACCGUAUCCACUCAGUUAUUAGGUCAACUGGAUGCUCUGAUGCCUUCUGGACCUCCAGGACAACAACGCAGAAGGAUAGAAGGUAAUGAACAGAAAAAGAAACGGAUGAAGGCUGAUUCAGAUAUCUCAAGGCUUUCUCCAUCUGUGCGAAACCACUUCGAUGGUCUCAAGGGUGAACAAGUAGCCGCUAGGGUCACACCAGAAGACGCUGAGAAAGAUGAGUGGUUUGUUGUUAAAGUAACUCAUUUUGAUAGGGAGACAAGAGAAUUUGAAGUACUUGAUGAGGAACCAGGUGAUGAUGAGGAGCCUGGUGGCCAGAGAAAGUACAAGCUGCCUUUGUCACAUAUUAUACCUUUCCCUAAGCGAAAUGAUCCCUCUGGCGCUCAAGAUUUUCUUCCUGGAAGACAUGUUUUGGCAGUCUAUCCAGGAACAACUGCACUGUAUAAAGCAACUGUAGUCCACGCACGCAAGAGGAAGACUGAUGAUUAUGUGUUGGAAUUUGAUGACGAUGAGGAAGAUGGCUCCUUACCUCAGAGGCUUGUACCCUUUCACAGGGUGGUUGCUCUCCCAGAAGGACACCGCCAAUGAAUUUAUGCCGCUAGCUGUUUAUAAAUUCGAAGUGGUACCUAUGUUUUUAUCACGUAAUUUAGGGAUGAUACUAUGGUCUCUUCUGCAUGUUUAUGUUGUAUGACAGUUUAGCUUUGCUGUAGUUUGUUUCUGGUACUUGAUGAACUGAAAUAAAAAUCAGUCAAGGUGUUUCAGUGGAACGAAAACCGAGAAAUAUGUAACUAAGAUUUGAAUUUUAUAUCAUGCAAGCAACACUAUUCAAAUAAUCUCCUGAGCAAAAUGUUGCAUGCGACACAAGGUAAAUUUUGUUUAGGAUUAUCUCCAGUACACAUUUACUGGACUUUCUUGUAAAAUAAAUUGCAGAAGAUGGCACAUCAUAAAAUUGUGGUCGCAACAAUAUUAAAUUAAUGAAAAUGUGUUGUAUUCUUUAUCUAA